CAGUAUCAAAUGCAGUGAUUUAAAUUUUCUCUCAUUUUCUUUCAAAGUGAGGGCAUGGGGCUGUUUACAGAUAAGUCACAUGGCUUAUCCACAUCUUAGAGACACAACAGAGCUUCAGUGUCAAAAGAGGUCAAAAGAAAGACGAAAGAAGAUCGAAUAAAGCCAUAUGAUCAGCACAUGUCACUGAAGUUCCAUUGGAUACACUUGUCAAUGAAACACUAAACAAUUCUAAGAUCAGUAUCGAGGAAGAAAAAGAGAGAAGAGAAAGAAAGAAAGAAAGGGAAAAACAAGAACAGAGAGAGAGACUGAGAGAGAGGCAGAGAGAGGGGGAGAGCAACUAAACUCUCGGAAAAAGCAAAAGGGGAAGUCUGCAAAUAAAGGGAGAGGAGGAGAAACGCUAGAAACCACAUGUGGCUGUUAGGAGCCAUAAUUCAGCUAUGGAGCGAGACAGAAUCGCUGCCCUGAAACGCUCAUUUGAAGUGGAAGAUGUGGACUCUUCCUCGCACUCUUCAUCGCCUCACACACGGCGAGCACCAUCCAAUGUUCAGCGUUCGGCCAUGUCCCCGACCAGCGGACGGUAUUAUGAGCUGGGCUCCAAUGGUACCAAGCCCCCUGACACCUCAAAGCCCAAAGCUCGAACCCCUGAACCGGUGUCACGUAGGACAGAGCUAGGCUUUGACAUCUCAUCCAACAACUACGGAAAAGCUUUUGAAGGCUCUCCCAGUCCUGGCACGGCUCGGUUUGGGCUGAGGAGGCCAGAUGUCUUGAGCCACAGUAAGACGCCUGAGACGCAGAAGCACUCAGUCACCUUCAGCAAGACACUGGAGACCAUUGCCCCCAUCACACGUGCAGCAUCUACCAUCGUUCCUCAUGCCAGUGCUAAACUCCCAGAGACCACCUUCAGGAAAUGCGAGCCACCUAACCCUGCAGAUGGAUCAGCAAGGAAGCCUGAAACCAGUGUCACCAAAUCAACAGACACCAAAGGUCAUGACAGUCUUCACCAUCCACCAGUUACAACAAGGUGUCCAUCACCUAAUCACGUUGGACGGAAAUCCCCUUGUUCUGACGGGCAUAGGCCAGAGGUCAUUACAAGUUUUUACGGCAAUAUGGCAGAUGUAGGAAAGAUGCCUGUGGCACAGAAUGAGAAGACAAACAGUGAGUUUGGCUAUGUGGGCAUUGAUGCCAUCUUGGAACAGAUGAGGAGGAAAGCCAUGAAACAAGGCUUUGAGUUUAACAUCAUGGUAGUGGGUCAGAGUGGUCUGGGUAAAUCCACGUUGAUGAACACACUUUUUAAAUCUAAAGUGAGUCGUAGAUCUUUGAUAACAACAGAGGAAGAGCGAAUUCCCAAGACAAUUGAGAUCAAGUCCAUCAGUCAUGAUAUCGAGGAGAAGGGAGUGAGAAUGAAGCUGACCGUCAUUGACACUCCAGGUUUCGGAGACCAGAUAAACAAUGAGAACUGCUGGCAGCCCAUCAUGAAGUUCAUUAAUGCACAGUACGAACAGUAUUUACAGGAAGAGAUCAACAUCGAAAGGAAGAAGAGGAUUCCAGACUCACGAGUCCACUGCUGCAUAUAUUUUAUUCCUCCUACUGGACACUGUUUGCGGCCAAUUGACAUUGAGUUUAUGAGACACCUAAGUAAAGUGGUGAACAUCGUUCCUGUUAUCGCCAAGGCAGACACACUCACCCUGGAGGAGAGAAACUUCUUCAAACAGAAGAUAAGAGAGGACUUGCGAGCAAAUGAAAUUGACAUCUAUCCUCAAAAGGAGUUUGAUGAGGAUGCAGAGGACAGAAUUAUCAACGAGAAGAUCAGGGAGAUGAUCCCAUUCGCUGUGGUGGGAAGUGAUCAAGAAUAUCAGGUCAACGGAAAAAGACUUCUGGGCAGGAAAACAAGAUGGGGGACAGUAGAAGUUGAGAACACCACACACUGCGAGUUUGCCUACUUGCGGGACUUGCUCAUCAGAACUCAUAUGCAGAACAUCAAAGAUAUCACAAGCAGCAUCCAUUACGAGAUGUACCGCGUACGCAGACUCAAUGAGAAUAACACGCAACCAAACGGGCAGCCAGGAAUCCACGCUAAUGGUGUACCUGAGCAUGAAGUCCUCUCCCAUGAGAUGUAGAUGUCUGUCUGACCAUUCAUCCAUCCACUCAUCCAUCAAUCAGUCCGUCCAUCUAUCUUUUUUUUCCUUCAGUCCCUCAAUUUUCAGUAGUCUCUUCCUCUGUGCAUUCUGACUGGCUGUGUCUGUUGACUAUUGUUUUUUUUAACACCAAAAAAUAUUUCUGAUCUGUGGAAAAUGAAUCUUUAAGCGUGUAGUAAAAUGUGAUGUUCUGUAAUGAGAGUUUUAUUAAAGAUGUGUUACUAUGUUUUUUUUUUUAUGUAGCCAUUUAUGUUAACAGUUUAGAGCUCUGAAAAAUGACAUCUGUCAGAAGUUCAGCAUACCAUAUGCUUAAAGCUCUCUCAUGUAAUCAUUACAAAUAAGAGGUUCAAUUGCAAUUUGGACAAAAUCAUACUUUAUGGCAAUUGGGUAUAAAAAUAAGGGGCUCUAGUCUAGAGCAUAAAAAUCCAAAUAAAUCAUGUUUUUCACUAUUUUAAAAUAUAACGAAACAAGGAAAAGGAUCUAUAUAUUACAGGACUUAUGGCUGUGUAGUCAGUCACACACAUUUAGGCAAGAGAUUUGAUCUUGAUUUAAGUGUUGUAAGAUUAACAUUUUAGUUGAUUAUAAACAAUGCAGUUUUAGUAUCCCCUUUUUGUAGUGACUUUGCCCUUUGUGGUAUCUUUACCGAUCUGUAAAAUUCUCAUGUACUUUGUGCCAUGUUUGCAUUUUUUUUUUUUUUUUUUUCAAGCAUUGUUCAUUUAUUUUGUCAUAGUAAUUAUUGUUGUGCUUUUUAAUUGUAAAGGCCUUGACAUACUUAUGUGACAUUAAAUGUUCUUUUUGUUUUUUAUUUGUAAAUUGUUAUGUAUUUAUAUACAGCAUCAUGUCACCUAAAUGUUAUAGUGUGGACUUUGUAGGUCAAAUGUUUAGAUUUCAAGAAUAGCACCACAGUGACCCAAAGCACCUGUAAUUAACUUUUUUUUUUUUUUUUUGCAACUGUCAGUAUUUAGUAAAGCAAGUCCUGAGCCAUUCUGUUCUUCAUCUAUAUUCUAUAAUAUACAUGUGACCAUGAUUUAUUGAUAGAUGUAUUUCAUGUUGUCAGUGGAAAAUCAUGCAGUUGACCCCCAAACGUUUUUGGACACUUAUGCCACACUUAAAUGUGCAUGGAUGUCUUUGCAUUAUAUACAGUAGCAAAAUAUCAAAACAAGUGGCAUCUCAAGCACGCUAAUUUAUAAAGGUUUUUUUUUUAAUGGAAUUUAAAAAGUUAUUGCGAUUAACUAAUAUAUAUGUGAACAAGAGGGGAGCAGUUUUUAUACAUUCACUAAAUCUGACCUUGAUAUCUGUUAGUUAAAAGUAAUUACAAAAAUAGGUAAGAAAUGUGAAGUUUUGCCAUUGGAAUUUAUUUAAAUUUUUGGGAUAUGACAGUUCAUACAUUUUUAUGUGUGACUAAAGUGUCCAAAAUUGUAAAAAUGUUUUCUGGGCUAGUAUUUGAACAAUAUGGGAGAAGUUGAAUAAUAUAUGCUAGCCAUUUUUAAUAUAUGAGACGAAUGCUAAACAUUUUUCUAUUUAAAGGAAAAGUUCUGACCAUGUGGACGCCAUUUAUAUCUUAGUCUAUUCACAGAUGACCUGUCACUUAUUUUUCUUAUGUACAGUUGUUAAUUUUUGUUUUUAACAAAAAGAUUAUGCAUACUGCUUAAAAAAUGGGGACAGUUUUGAUUCUAGUCUCAGGUUCCACAGUCCCACCCAGUGCUGCCUAAUGAUUUGCAUAACAAUUGAAAAAUGACAUGGUUGUCUCAAUCCUGGCUGUCAGAAAAUUAUUGGUGUCAAUCAUGUUGUUUUGCAGCCAUAAUAAAUGGAAACCACAUCCUAAUCUCAUAGAUUUAUAAUGUUCUAUUCAACCUAUAUUGAGCAACGUCAUGUCCCGAAUGGCCAGAAAUAUUAUUAAAACAGAUUAUUGUACACCCAUUGUAUUUUGUUGUAGUAUAAGGUAAGAUUUAUCUUAUUACUGUAGAUUUGGAAAAAAAUAAAGAUUGCUAUUUUUUAUUGUC
Onychostoma macrolepis is the source of this 4138-nucleotide messenger RNA. RefSeq names its product septin 9b (gene septin9b). Bases 438 to 2117 code for a protein of 559 amino acids. NCBI's taxonomy places the organism in Eukaryota, Metazoa, Chordata, Actinopteri, Cypriniformes, Cyprinidae. Gene Ontology annotation, molecular function: GTP binding; molecular adaptor activity; GTPase activity. Gene Ontology annotation, cellular component: microtubule cytoskeleton; septin ring; cell division site. The record is from RefSeq and is a predicted model, not a curated record. Gene Ontology annotation, biological process: cytoskeleton-dependent cytokinesis. The transcript is spliced from 12 exons.